Argiope bruennichi is the source of this 3072-nucleotide messenger RNA. RefSeq lists its product as uncharacterized. The coding region runs from base 35 to 1681 and encodes 548 amino acids. The record is from RefSeq and is a predicted model, not a curated record. The transcript has 10 exons. NCBI's taxonomy places the organism in Eukaryota, Metazoa, Arthropoda, Arachnida, Araneae, Araneidae.
CCGGUGAGAAGGUGGAACUUCAGAACACAGAGAAAUGAAACAUUUCAUUGAACAUUUCAUUUUUUGGGGUGUCUUCUGCCAAGUCCUAAUGAAAGCGUCAUUUGAAGACCAGCCUGAUGAUACCAAAAAGAAAGCUGAUCGUUUUGGAGUUGGUUGGUGGGAUCCUGAUCCAUGGAUAUCUGAACCUCAACCACCUGCGCCACUUGGUCCACCACCAUCAAGACCUCAACCCGCGCGACCUCCAGCGCCUUUAGAUCAGCCUCGACCUCCGGCGCCUCUCGUCCAACCUCCCGCACCCAUCCAGAACGUCCAUCAUCCUAAUAAUCAUGUGGAAAACGAUCAUGUGACUAGGGGUGGUAUGCACGCUGAAGAUAUUCAGUGCUUACAUUCGAAUGGUGUGACAUUCCUGUCUGCUGUCAUCAUACCUCCUGCCGAGUACACGUCCCAGCCUGUGUUUGAGGACGCAGCCGGGCCGAGCUACACAGCUGCUGACUGUGCCAUGAGGCCCAACGAAGGCUCGGGGUUCCAGAGGACCUUCGCAAUGUAUGUACAGCAUUUCAACAAAUGUGGGGUCAGGGUGCAGCAAGGAUCUGAUGGAAAGGAGUGGAUUUCAGUGACUAUUAGAUUUCCCUACAUGGAAGGUCUGCGCAUGGCUGAAGAUGAAUAUGUCAUGAUCAUGUGCAAGCCACAAGAUAGAAUUGCGACGACACAACACGUUAUGGACAUCCGGGGCUCCGCGGUGGAGGGUCGUUCCGUACAAACGAAAAAAGUGUUUCGAAGCGGACCUCGCGAUGUAGCCUGCCGAAUGUCUCUGAUGAGUCGCAGUCAAGGGUCCAGAACUUUCAACAGAGAGAUGAAGUCCGGCGCCACCGUAAGGGUAGGCCAGGAUCUACAGAUAAGGGCUAUGGUCAAAGAGGGUGAUGGGUGGAAUUUCGCCAUGCUGAAAGAUGUCGUUAUCACUCGAUUGUCCGGCAACAGAGCUUCGAGCAAUGCGCGUUCAUCUCAGUAUCCUCCGCAGGGGCAAGAGGGAGGUGCCAACAACAUAGAUGUAGAGGAGAAUGCGAUCUACCGAGACCAGAGGUUAGGUCAAUUCGAUGGCACCACAGCGCACGAUAUUGCCCAACUUGUGCUUUCCGAUGGAUGUCGGAAUCCUCAGUACAGACCCAUCGCUCCGUUCCAUCCACAGAGAGAUCCGAACAACCCACUGGCGGUGAAUUUCGUUUUCAAAGCCUUCAUGUUCCAGAAUAUGUUGGACGGGGAGACAUUAAGACUUUCGGCUCAGGUGGUCGCAUGUGCAGAACUAUCGGACUGCCAAUUGGCUUUCUGCAAUGGUGAAAUGGCAAGGGGGAAGAGAAGAAGAGACAUCAGAACUUUAGAUGGAGAGACACCCAACGUCAAGAAUUUCACGGAAGAUUUUCAGCUCGCUGUAACUUUAGGCGGAUUUUCACAAACUCCUUUCAUGUCUGUACCUACAGAUAUUCAAAAGAAACGCUCUUCCAUUGUGGGAGACUGCAAGCUGAUAUUGAUAUCUGUCUCCUGCGCCGCCAUCUUGUUUUGCUUGGCGACCACUUCAGCUGCCGCUAUUGCCAUUGGCAGUAAACGGAAAGGAAUUGUAUCGCCAAGAGAAGCAGAAGAAUUCAAACUUAAAAAGAAAUUAGAGAGACUGUAUCAGAAAAAAUGAAAAUCUGUCAUCUACACUGCAGAGCUUUGUUGAUCAUACUUAAAGAAUAUCAUUGCUCUUUCAAGAUGACAUAAUAUUUUUUACAGCUUACAUAACUACGCAUAUGUUUAGAGUGUUAACAAAUUUAAUGGAAAUUAAUACAUUCCAUUGCAACAUAUUCAGCAGUAUACUUCAGACUAGUAUGCCAAUAGGGUCCCCUGAUCUGUGUAUGACUUACGAUGCAAUUAUGUUUUAUAAAUCUGUGAAAUGGCUUAUGUUUGUAUUGUGAUCUAUCUAUGUGUCUCUGCUUAACCAAUUCUUUGAUGUGUUUUUUGUCUGUAAUUAUAUACUUAAUUAUUGUGGUGUUUUUCAUUUAGAUCUGUUUUGUAUUAUUUUGUGGGCAUGUUGUUUGUGUUAUUCAAUAUUCUACAUAUUCCAUAUCAUCUUAAUAUUUACACAAAUACUGCACUUUUAUCAAAUGUAAACAUUUGUUCAUCAUUUUAAGUUAAGUCUCAACAUUAAGACUUCCAAAGCUGCAAAAUGAUUCAUUUCAAGCAUCCAUAAUGUAAAAUGUAUGUUGGCAAUAAUUCACAAUGAGAAAACAAACUCAAAAUUUCCAUUGUAAUAGAAUUACAAAGCUGUUCCGCUCAUUCUCUUGAAUUUCUACCUGUGGAAUAGAAUGAUAAGAAAAGCUGUAGAAAUUGAUUUAGAUGGCUAAUUCGAGUCGCUAACCCAUUACUAAAUUAUUUUUAAAUGGUAUAUUAAAAUAGUUAUUUAUUCUAAAGUAAGGUUAUGCAGGUAAUAAUCAAACUUGAGAAACAAGACAAUUUCUAAAUACAUUUCAUAAAUUAUAUAUAAUCUUUACCAUUUCCUUCUGAAGUAAUAUUUGGAAAUUUAUUAAAAUUUACUGAUAUUUUAUAUUAUUUAAUAUUUCAUUUUUUUUUUCACGUUUUACUUUCUUUCACUUUGUACUAGUCCAGUUUGAAAAACGGGAAGAAUUUAGAUUUAAAUAUUCAAAAUAAACCGAUUAAAAAUGCUACAAAAAUAUAUGUCUUUGAUUGAAAAGUAAAAAUAAAAAAGGUGCAAACUGUAACGCCAGAGUUUAUUAUAAAACAUGUUAAAUAAAAUACAUUUAUCAUCUUUUUGAAAGUUUCUUAUAUUUAGAAGAAUAUUCAAUAUUAUGUUCAUUUUAGAGUUAUUUGAUGAUUUUUUGUUGAGACGAAAAUCUUCAAUACCUUAACACCUCAACAUCUUAAACUUAGAUUAAGACUUCCUAAGCUAGAAUGCUUAGUGAUGAACGAGCUCACAUUUGUAGAACUAUAUUGUUUAGAAACUUAAAUUUUUUUUUUCGUGCCUGAUUGGUACUUACAACAAAAUGAAGUAAACAUUACUGCUUGAAAAAAUGACAUUUU